Messenger RNA from Helicoverpa armigera (cotton bollworm), 4028 nucleotides. RefSeq lists its product as uncharacterized. The transcript is spliced from 21 exons. The record is from RefSeq and is a predicted model, not a curated record. Gene Ontology annotation, molecular function: FAD binding; 2 iron, 2 sulfur cluster binding; iron ion binding. Lineage: Eukaryota; Metazoa; Arthropoda; Insecta; Lepidoptera; Noctuidae. The coding region runs from base 138 to 3938 and encodes 1266 amino acids.
CAGUAUGCGCCCGCGCACCUUACGAUCAAGUCUUGUCUUAUAAGACUUAUAACGUGAUUUUAUACUUAUCUGUUUUAUUUAUAUUUACAUAGGUAUUAUAAACAAUUUUCGUGCAGUGAUAUGUGAAUUGUGUAAUAAUGGAUAGAAUCAAUUUUACUAUCAAUGGCGAAAGAUUUUCUUUGACCGGCACAGAAGUGAGUCCACAAACCUCGCUGAACGACUACAUCCGCAACUACCUUCAGCUGCAUGGCACAAAGGCGAUGUGCUACGAGGGGGGGUGCGGCGCCUGCGUGGUCUCCGUGGCACAGGCCCAUCCUGUCACCAAGGAGAAGCAUAUCUUUGCUGUUAAUUCUUGCCUAGUCCACAUUCUGUCAUGCCACGACUGGGACAUAACGACCGUGGAAGGCGUUGGGAACAGAAAGGAUGGGUACCAUCCCAUCCAGGACCGUUUAGCUUCUUUCAACGGCACCCAAUGUGGGUACUGCACCCCGGGAUGGAUCAUGAAUAUGUAUAGCCUCAGUAAAGCCAAAAAGGAUCUCACGACAAAAGAAGUGGAGGACUCAUUCGGGGGGAACAUGUGUCGAUGUACUGGAUACCGGCCGAUCCUCGAUGCUUUCAAGAGUUUCGCCACAGAUACCGACCCUGGGCUGCAGAACAAGUUACAGGACUUAGAAGACCUGCACAUAAGGAAAUGCGCCAGGAAAUGCACUCGCAAGUGCAGCUCAUCUGAUGACGAGUGGUGCAUCAUAGAAGACAAACAAGGAUCACUGAUGCAACUGAACACAUCUGCAGGACGGUGGUACAAAGCGAAUACAGUACAGGAUAUAUUCAAGGUAUUAUCGCGUGAAGGUACAAACAGCUACAGGCUUGUCGCAGGCAACACUGGACGAGGAGUCUACCCCAUAAAACUAGAACCCAAAAUUCUCAUAGACAUAUCGACUAUAGAGAAUCUAAAACUGGCGCUAGCUGAUGAAAACCUGAUCCUGGGCGCUGGGAUGUCCCUCACCGAAGUUAUGAAGACCUUCAAGGAAUGGCCCAAGAAGAAUGCAGACUUCGGAUACCUGGCGACCCUGCAUGAUCACUUAGAUUUGGUGGCACACGUACCUGUAAGAAAUAUUGGAACAAUUGGAGGAAACUUGGCGAUGAAAAAUAAGCAUCCCGACUUCCCGUCGGACUUAUACCUGAUGUUGUUAGCCGUUGGAGCGACAGUCACUAUAGUUAGCAAGGACUUAAGUAAGGUUGAAGUGAAAAUGCAAGACUUCUUAAAAACAGACCUCAAUGACAAACUAAUAUUUGAUGUGAAACUACCACCCUUGUCAAAUACUACGAACAUCGUUAGAACAUACAAGAUAAUGCCUCGCGCGCAAAACGCUCACGCCAUAGUUAACGCAGGAUUUCUUUUUAAAAUAGACUGUGAUAAGAAAGUCACAUCCUGCAACAUUGUCUAUGGUAACAUUUGUCCUACUUUCACGAAAGCGACUGAGACAGAAAAGUUGCUGGUUGGUCAGAAGCUGUUUACCAAUGAGGUUUUAUUGAAAACAUUGAUGAACUUGUCACAGGAAGUUAUGCCCGUGGAGAUACCUCCUGAACCCUCUGCAAUUUGUAGGCAGACGUUAGCUUUAGGUCUAUUCUAUAAGGCAAUUCUCUCAGGGUACCCUGACGCUAACAAAAGAUACAAAUCUGGUGGCAGUAUAUUGAAGAGGCCGGUAUCUCACGGCACCCAAACUUACGAGACGGAUAAGACGUUAUGGCCCUUGAACCAACCGAUCCCAAAGCUUGAAGCUCUCUCACAGUGUUCAGGAGAAGCAACGUAUGCAUGUGACAUUUUCAGCGGUCCCCGCACCGUCCAUGUGGCAUUCGUACUGUCUGAUGUCUGUCGCGCUGAAAUAAUUGAGUUCGAUGUUAGUGAAGCCCUGCAAAUGCCAGGGGUCAUCGCCUUCUUCUCGGCCAAAGACAUUCCAGGGAGCAAUUCCUUCACUCCCACCGAAGUGCCAUGGAUGAUAGCUGCCGAAGAAAUCUUUGCGUCAAAGAACAUCUUGUACUACGGUCAGCCAGUGGGAGUUAUAGCUGCUGUAACCAGGAGAGCGGCCGAAGCUGCCGCGGAAGUCGUUAAAGUGAAAUACAAGAAGUUAAAUGAUAAACCAGUACUGAACAUCAGGGAUGCCUUGGAGGCCCAUGAUAAGGAAACAAGGCUACACAAAGAAGUAACAUUAGACCCUUCAAGAAGAGGCACAGACGUCCGACAUACGAUCAGUGGCUCAUUCUCAGUACCAGGCCAGUACCACUACACCAUGGAGCUUCAGAGCUGUGCCACUCAGGUCACGGAGAACGGCCUGGUGGUGAGGUCAGCUACCCAGUGGAUGGACCUCGUGCAGGUCGCUGUGGCUAAGAUGCUGGACAUGGAUGAGAAUCGCAUCCUAGUAGAAGUGCCCCGCGUAGGCGGCGGUUACGGCGGCAAGGCUUCGCGCUCGGCGCUGGUGGCGUGCGCCAGCGCACUGGUCGCGCACAAGCUCAACCGCGCCGCAGUACUCGUGCUGCCGCUGACGCAAAACAUGCAGGCUAUCGGCAAGAGGAGUGCCACUGAGUUCCAGUAUGAGUGCGGCGUAAACAGCGACGGCCUCAUCCAAUACCUGAACGUGACGUACUACAGCGACUGCGGGUGUUCCUUCAACGACUCGCCAGCUAGCAGUGUGGCAACUGUCCUGACUAACUUGUACAUGAGUGAUACUUGGAAGAUCGUGGGGUACAGUGUGCUCACUGACACGGCCAGUGCUACGUGGUGUAGGGCUCCUUCAACAACAGAAGGCACAGCAUUCAUAGAACACAUAAUGGAACGAAUCUCCCAUGUGACGAACAAAGACCACGUUGCCGUCAGACUCACAAACUUAUCGCCAAAACACGACACUCUAAGAGAGAUGAUCUCAACCUUCACAAUGACAACCUCCUUCAACGACAGAAAAGCAGAAAUUGCCAAGUUUAACAGCGAAAACGCGUGGAAGAAACGAGGACUUAAGAUAUCAAUCAUGUCUUACCCUAUAGAAUACUCCUGGAAUUACCCAGUUACAAUAUCUGUGUACCAUGGCGAUGGGACGAUUGCUAUAUCCCAUGGAGGAAUCGAAAUGGGCCAAGGAAUAAACACGAAAAUGGCGCAAGUUUGUGCUUACACGCUAAAAGUCCCCUUGGAGAAAGUUGUGAUUAGGGGUGCUGAUAGCUUCGUGUCCCCUAACGCUAUGGUGUCGAAUGGCAGUAUUACCAGUGAUUCAGUAGCUUUUGCUACAGUGAAAGCCUGUGAAGACCUGAAUAAGAGAUUGGAGGCGGCUAAGAAGGAACUGAAUGAACCGACGUGGGAGGAGGUGGUGAAAACUGCUUAUGAAAAAGGUAUAAACCUCCAAGUUACAUACAUGUCGUCACCGAACGACGGUCUGGUAGGCUACAACGUCUACGGCGUGUGUGCAGCUGAGGUGGAGUUGGACGUGUUGACUGGCAACCACAUCGUGAGCAGACUGGACUUGCUCGAGGAUACUGGAGUCAGCAUGAGUCCUGAGAUCGAUGUGGGACAGAUUGAAGGUGCCUUCAUCAUGGGCCUCGGUCUUUGGACUUCUGAGAAGCUGGUCUUCGAAGAGGCCACUGGCCGUCUGUUAACGGAUCGGACGUGGACGUACAAACCACCAGGUGCUAAGGAUAUUCCUGUGGACUUCAGAAUUAUGUUUAGGAGAAACUCUACCAAUGCUGCUGGUGUGCUUAGAUCUAAAGCGACGGGUGAGCCUGCGUUAGUACUAGCCGUAGUGGUGACACACGCGUUGCAUGACGCCAUUGAAGAAGCGCGCAUAGAGUUUGGCUACCCAGACCAGGAUUGGGUGAUUGUAGAUACUCCUUACAACGUAGAAAAUAUUCUUAAAGCGAUAUCUCCCAGAAUAGAAAGCUACAAAUUAACGUAACAACUAACCAUUAACUUUUGAAGCAAGAAGACGAACCAAGAAGAAUUAGGUAUGGAUAAGAUGGAUAGUAGUAUUUUAACUGAAAUACGU